AUGAAUCAGGAUCAGAACUUGAAUCUGCAUUUUCAGAAUCCAUCAUCAUUUCAAGGUAGCAAUUAAUACUAGCUAGAUGAAAUUUUACAGAGACAGCAAUUCGAAUCAAAGAUUAAGCUUAAUCAGUAUAACUCGCCAGCUGACUACAAAAACAACUUUAAAAUCAAGAUUCAAAGCUCUAAAGCCUUGCAAUUCAAGGAGCAGGCCAAAGUACUAGAGAUAAUGAAUAAAAUUGAAAAAGAUAAAGAGCAAUAAUUGGAAACUCUUAAAAAUUAGGAUAAAUCAAGGCAAUUGGAUUUAGAUAAAAAUAUGAAGCCAUUUCGAGAUGUUAAGUCAGAUAUGGUAUCUCUUCGAGCACAGUAAUCUAAGCAAAAGGUACAUUCAUAUAACUAUCUAAAGUAGCAGCUUAAAGCUCUAGUAUUCGAGAAUCAAUUGAGCCCUGAGGACAAAGUGAAGCUAAUCAAACUGAAAUAGUUAAAAAAUACAUCAGUUCAAAACAACUUAACCUUUGACAGCAUCAGAUUGAAUUAAUCAACCAUCGAGUCAAGUAACUUAAGUGAAUUAAGAAAUAGAGUCAAUAUGACUACAAUUCAGAAGCCCAAAGGUUAGAGUCUAGAGCUGCAAUCUAAUCAGUAGCAGCAAAAGCAAGAAAAACCUUAAUUUACACAUGAAUUGUUACGGAGAAUAAAGUAGAAUUUGAAUUAAAGUCAAGAUAGCUACAUUGGAAGCGAUAGCGAAGAGAGAAAACAGAGUUUUACUAAAAGAAACAAAUCAUUGGCUUAAAAUGUAAAUGAUGUCACUCAAAUUAGAGGAGUUAGCAUGAACUAGGUCUAUGAUUAGUAGGUGAUAAGGUCUAUGAAGAUGAUUUCAGAUAAUAAAAAAUCAGAGCUUAAAAAUCUACUUUGCAAUUAAGGAGAUAAAUCCUAGUUAGAUCGCAUGGACUCGCAGUUGUAUCAAUACUUUGACCAAAAUGAGAGCUAAAACACAAUGAAUUUUAAUGGAAUUUCUAAAUUAGACUUAAGUAAUGAAGACUAUCUAAAUAACAAUGUGGAAUAUAGCUUUGUUAUUAAUACCUUUGAAGACUAGAUAGAUCUGCAAAAGUAGUACAAAGUCAAGCAGAACACUUUGUAAGGAAUCAAGAUAAAUAAGCAAUAUCAAACAAUGGAGAGUGUGAGAUUUUUACAAGAAAAUUCAUCAGAGGUAAACUUUCAAUUUCUACCUAGCAUAAGCAGAUAAUAAACAAACAAUCUUAAAUAAAACAACAUGAUAUCGAUAGGUCAUUUAGAUUUAAUGGCUGAUAAGAAUCAAUACUCACCUGACAAAAAUCAAGCAUUCUAGAGCCAUAAAAUAGGUAAUACUACUAUGCUUCGGAUAUCAGAGUAAAAUGGCCCAAAGCCAGUAAUCAAUCCAAAGAAUAUUGCUUAACAAUUUGAGGAAUUAAGGAAGUAGCUUAAUCCUAUAUUUUCAGGGAAUAUGGAGUAAAAUGGCAUCAAUUAAAUAACUGAAACGGAAAUAGUUAAGAAAGGGCGGAAGAUGAGUAAUCAGAUCAAGUCCCAAAUGACUGAAGAUCAGUAUCAACUAUUAUUUACUUUGAGAUUCUUGUCAAAUGAAAAGAUUACGCAGUUAUCAGACAAGAAUAAGCAAAUUGAGAAAGUCUAAUAGGAAAUAUCUUAGGGGAUAGCCAAGAGACUUAUUAAUAAAGAAAGCGUACAAAAUGAGCUAGCUAAAAGACUGAUAAAUUGCGUGGUAAGAUAGAUAUCUAAUUCAAAUGGUCCCAAGCCAUCUAGCAGAGAGCAGUUUGCAAUGUGUCAAGUUAAAUCAAAAUACUAUAUAUUCGGUGGGAUGGCUUAGUAAUAAUACAAUGAUCUGAAGUUCUUGGAUACUAGCUAAAUUAACAAAGUUGACUGGUUAGGGUUACUCCCAGAUAAUACUUCUAAUCAAAUCACGAGAAGGUUCGGACACACAAUGCUUCCAUUUAAAGAUGAGGAACUUGUAAUAUUUGGUGGUGGAGGAAGCUACAUCACUAAGAUUAAGAGACGAGAAACAUUCAAUGAUAUCUACAUUUACAACCUUCAAGAAAAAAAGAUCUAUGAUCUCUAUGAUAUGUAACAGCACUUGCAUCAGUAAAACUUGAGAGGUGUAUAAAAGUCAAAUACCUAUAAUUAGGCCUAGAAGAUAGAUCCACCGACCAAAAGAAUGGGUCAUGCAGCUGCUAUCCUUGGACAUGCUAUGGUUAUUUAAGGUGGAAUCUAUGGAGAAGAUAAUAAGUUUCUAGAUGAUUUCGCAAUGUUUGACAUGAUUUCUAAAUAAUGGUCAAGGAUUAAAUAAUCAAAGUCAUCACAAUCAGUAAUAGGUUGUUUGGCGUAUCACACCAUGACAACAGCAUUCGAGUUAGAAAUACCUAGACUCACCAUGGAUUCAAGGUUGAUGUGGAUUAAGACUCCACAGCAGAUCUUAAACAAGGAAACCUAGACAAUCAAGAACCAAGGCAUCUACAUCUUCGGAGGUUUGAACGACAAAAAAGAGGCUUCAAAUAGCUUAUAUCUUCUCCAACCCUGCUAUGAGAGAAAUAAGAAGUACAUAUCGCUUAAGAACAAUGGAGUCUACAAGAAGGUGCUCAAGCCUAAGAUAUACUUUGAAUUGACUAAGAUAGUCCCUGAAGGGAUUCCACCCUGCUCCAGAUACUUACACUCUGCUUGCUAUGUGUAGGGAAGCAAAAGUUCUGGAAGCAAGGACUCUGCAGAUUCUGGCAUGAUUGGGUAUCUGGCUAUAUUUGGUGGUAGGAAUGACUUGUUAUUUAAGGAGACUGGAAACAACAUCGCGUUGAACGAUUUACAUGUAUAUGAUAUCAAGAGAAAUCUGUGGCUCACAAUUGCAAUCUAUGGAGAUAUACCAAUGAGUAGAUGGGGUCAUUAGUUGGUAAGUGGGGAAGCUGGCUCACAGUCAGAGACAAAGAUGAUUAUAUUUGGAGGCAUCAACUUGUAGAGCUAUUGCGACACCUCAAUUUUUGAAUUUGAUUUUGGUAAGAUCAAUUUAGUCUUUUAAUGUUUCAGAUCAAUAAGCUAUUGCUAACUUUUAUGA
Messenger RNA from Stylonychia lemnae, 3081 nucleotides. Lineage: Eukaryota; Ciliophora; Spirotrichea; Sporadotrichida; Oxytrichidae. The record is from the annotation of a GenBank genome assembly.